AUGAUUACAAUUUUAGUCACUGUUGCAUCCUUCUUCUCUCCCUUUUCAAUCAGUAGCUAUUUUCCUGCUAUGAUCUUGAUUGAAAAAGAUCUCCAUAUCUCUUCACAGCAAAUGUAUUUCACUAUUACGGUGUACAUGAUCUUUCAAGCCAUUGCACCUUCGUUUUGGAGUCAUUGGGCCGAUAGUCAUGGUCGUCGUCCCGUAUACCUUAUUACUCUACUUCUUUACAUUCUCUCCAAUAUUGGUCUAGCAAAAGCAGAUAGUUACGCCAUGCUUCUUUGUUUCCGUAUUCUACAAGCUUUUGGAGCAAGUUCCGUGAUUGGUAUAGGUGCUGGUACGAUUGCGGAUAUCACUACUCCUGAAGAACGUGGAAGUUAUCAAGGUUGGUAUUCUCUUGGUUUCACUCUUGGACCUGCAAUUGGACCUGCAAUGGGUGGAUUGAUUUCAAGGUAUCUUGGUUGGCGUUGUAUCUUCUGGUCUUUGAGCAUUAGUUGCAUGCUUCAUUGGUUAUUACUGGUUUUCUUUUUACCUGAAACAUUACGUACACGUGUUGGCGAUGGAUCUGGUUAUGCAAAUCCCACACCAGUACAGUGGUGGCGAUAUCGUCGACAGAAACAGGAACGCUAUCAACAAGAGGUCAAGGUGGAAUUGGAUAUGGAUAAGAAAAAGGAUACAGUGACAGGGACGUGUACAUUAUUCUUCGACAGGAUGGAUGAUAGUGAUACUUUCUCAAGACCCUUAUGGAAAAGAUGCCUGGAUAUAUUCUUUGAACCGUUAUCUUACAUCAAAUACAACGAUGUGCUAAUGCUUGUGUUCUUUUAUGCACUUCAGUACGCAGCGAACUAUACAGUGAUCACGAUGAUUCCACCAAUACUUAGCGACAAUGGAUACAACCUCGAUACAUGGACCAUUGGGUUGACUUAUCUAGCGAACGGAUGUGGGUGUCUCAUUGGAUCCAUAUUACAAGGCUACAUAUUGAAUUAUGACUAUUAUCGAUACAACAAAACCAAUACUUCAUCACUGCCCAUCUCACCAAAUUCCUUACCAGAAACAGUAACAGAAACAUCCUAUCCAUUUUUAGAGCGUGCAAGAUUACAUUGGGUGUGGCCGAACGCACUGAUAUUCAACGUUGUUUUGGUAGUCUACGGUUGGUGUGUCGAUGUUCGUACGCCUCUUCCUUUCCUUUUGACAGCACAAGUGAUCAUGGGAUUCACAUCACAAAGUGUAUUCAAUUCAAUUCAAACAUUACUGAUUGAUCUAUUUCCACAAAGAACUGCCUCUAUCAAUGCAUGUAACAACAUAUUUCGAUGUUUUAUUGGUGCUUCUGCAACAUUGAUGAUAGAUCCAACAACAAGGAUAUUAGGUUAUGGAUGGACUUAUACAAUGGUAUCAGGUAUUUUAUUUGGUUCUCGGUUAUUUCUUCUUGUGGAAAUGAAAUAUGGUCCUCGAUGGCGACAAGACAGAAAUCAUCAAGCUUUGAUAUCUAAUGACGAGAUGAAAAAACAAUUCCAGUAAACAACGAGAGGAAAGGAUCUCAAUCAUCUACUUUAUCUCCAUAGUUUAGCAAGUUCUUUGUUGGUUAAAUUGAUUUGAAGAAUAAAAAAAAAAUAAAUGAUUUCUUUUAUAAUCAGU
This is a messenger RNA of Halteromyces radiatus, 1632 nucleotides long. RefSeq names its product major facilitator superfamily domain-containing protein. Gene Ontology annotation, biological process: transmembrane transport. The transcript is spliced from 4 exons. Lineage: Eukaryota; Fungi; Mucoromycota; Mucoromycetes; Mucorales; Cunninghamellaceae. Bases 1 to 1515 code for a protein of 504 amino acids. Gene Ontology annotation, molecular function: transmembrane transporter activity. The record is from RefSeq and is a predicted model, not a curated record.